AUGACCUACCGGUGCCUCCUCCAGAUGGCUCUCCUGCUGUGUCUCUCCACCACAGCUCUUUGCAGGAGCUACAGCUUGCUUCGAUUCCAACAAGAGCGGAGCCUUGAGGUGUGCCAGAACCUCCUGUGGCAGUUACCUUCAACUCCUCAACAUUGCCUCGAGUUCAGGAUGGACUUCCAGAUGCCUGAGGAGAUGGAGCAAGCACAGCAGUUCCGGAAGGAAGAUGCCGUAUUGGUCAUGAAUGAGAUGCUCCAGCACAUCUUCCAUAUUCUCACCAGCGACUUCUCCAGCACUGGCUGGUCUGACACCAUCAUUGAGCACCUCCUUGAGGAACUCUAUGGGCAGAUGAAUCGUCUGGAGCCAAUCCAGAAGGAAAUAAUGCAGAAGCAAAACUCCACUAUGGGAGACACGACCGAUCUUCACCUGAAGAAAUAUUACUUCAACCUCGGGCAGUACCUCAAGUCCAAGGAGCACAACAGGUGUGCCUGGGCAGUCGUGCAAGUGCAAUUGCUCAGGAACUUUUCUUUCCUGAAGAGCCUAACAGGUUACCUCCGGGACUGA
Molecule: messenger RNA, 561 nt
Organism: Budorcas taxicolor (takin)
Lineage: Eukaryota; Metazoa; Chordata; Mammalia; Artiodactyla; Bovidae
Product: interferon beta-2-like
Exons: 1
Coding region: 1-561 (186 amino acids)
Biological process (GO): humoral immune response; B cell differentiation; adaptive immune response
Cellular component (GO): extracellular region
Molecular function (GO): cytokine activity; type I interferon receptor binding
Source: RefSeq, a predicted model, not a curated record